AUGAGCCGCAGCGCGUGGCUCGCUCGCCGCCCACACCACCCGCAACAGGUGCGGGCGAGCCACCCCGCACGGCCGGGAUGCUGCGGCGCUCCCGCGGGCCACCCCGCGGCUCGCAGGACCACCCCGCAGAGCCACCGCCUACCUGGCCCCGGGGACACCGACAUCCGCGCGCGCCCUGAGGUCCCCGCCGAGCCUCCCUUCGCCCGAUCCUCGCUCCGCCUCCCGCUCGCGUCCGCACACUUCGCCCGGGUGCUGCCAAGUCUUUCCCCCGCGGUCGCAUCAGGAAGGUGGCUCCAUCCUCCCCCGCUCACCCUCCCCUUGGCCUCCUCCAGCUGCUCCAAUCGGACACGCGGCUCCCAGGGCUGCGCUCACCUGACCAGCGGAGCGGGGGUGGCCGCCCAAGGCGGCGCGCCCUCGUCUGCGCAGCGGGCUGCCAGGUCCGGCCCUCCGGCGGCCGGAACGCCCUGCCUUGGCCGUCCCUAA
Molecule: messenger RNA, 483 nt
Organism: Rangifer tarandus platyrhynchus (Svalbard reindeer)
Lineage: Eukaryota; Metazoa; Chordata; Mammalia; Artiodactyla; Cervidae
Source: the annotation of a GenBank genome assembly